This is a messenger RNA of Thlaspi arvense, 309 nucleotides long. Lineage: Eukaryota; Viridiplantae; Streptophyta; Magnoliopsida; Brassicales; Brassicaceae. The record is from the annotation of a GenBank genome assembly.
AUGAAAUCAAAGCAAAAGGUGAUGUUUAUCUUUCUAACCCUAAUCCCAGCAUUGAUUCUUCAACCAUCAGAAGCUCAAUCGGACAUAUGUCCGUAUGAUAGCACAUAUGGUGUGUUAGAUAAAGUGCCUGGAUGUUCUGAUGCAGUGAAACUAGUGUCGUAUAAUGAUCCCAGAUCUCUUACAAGAGAUUGUUGCAAACAAGUGAGAACACUUCCUGAUUGUCUCUUGAUCAUCUCUGCCGAAAGAGCUGAGAGGACUACGAUCUUCAUAAGCAUUUGUAUCAAAAUCUUCCCGGGGUCUAUUCUAUGA